AUGGUUCCAGAUAAUCUGUGCCUCAGAGAUGCUGCAUUCCUGAAAAGCUUUAACUGGGCGUGCCUCGUGGUGGAUGAAGCCCACCGGCUGAAAAAUCAGGAAUCGUUGCUUCAUCGAGUGCUUUCCAAGUUUUCAGUGAACUUCACGCUUCUGCUGACUGGGACUCCGAUUCAGAACAGCCUUCAAGAGUUAUACGCCCUGCUGACUUUUAUUGAACCUGACGUAUUCCCUGAAACGCAAGUGGAAGAAUUUGUUGGCCGUUACCAUGGAAUCGAAAAGCAUAGCAAAGCAGCCGACGAGCUCCACGCUGUUCUUCAGCCAUUCCUGCUCCGCAGGGCGAAAUCGGAAGUUGCAGCCGAACUCCCUAAGAAGAUGGAGGUGGUGCUCCACCACGGCAUGUCGGCUGUGCAGAGGAAGCUGUAUAAGGCGAUUCUGAUGAAGGACCCGGGUGCAUUUGAAAAUGACACGGGAAAGAAAAUGAAGCUGCAGAAUAUUUUGAUUCAGCUUCGGAAGUGUGUCGCCCACCCCUACCUGUUUGAUGGAGUAGAACCAGAACCCUUUGCCAUUGGAGACCAUCUCAUUGACGUCAGUGGAAAACUGAGCUUACUGGACAAGCUUCUGUCGUUCCUCCACACAGGGGGCCAUCGGGUGUUACUGUUUUCCCAGAUGACUCGAAUGCUGGAUAUCCUGCAGGACUACCUGGAUUAUAGAGGAUACAGUUAUGAGCGCCUGGAUGGGUCUGUCCGCGGCGAAGAGAGACAUCUCGCCAUUAAGAACUUUGGGACUCAACCCAUCUUCGUCUUCCUUCUGAGCACCCGGGCAGGUGAGCCGGAGCUUUGGGGACAGAGUGCUUGAGUGGAGGUGCCUCCUGCUGCUUCAGGACUUGGGUUGUGAGAAGGUGCUCGAGCGAGGUUUGGGGUAUCAUGUUCAAGCAAACAGAACCGGGGAUCAUAUUUGCCUGUGGUUGGCUGUUGACACUUAUUUUGCUGAGUGAUAGGAAACUACCUUUCACUAAGAGCGGACAGUAGGAUCCUACGGGGCUUAGUGUUACCCCAAUUAGAGGGAACAGGAUACCCAAUUCUUGUUUAGAGAAUUGAAGAAACUGACAAGGACAAAGGAUCUUAAGAAGAAGUUGUUGUUGUUGUUAAUUAAACUUAAUAGACCCGCUCAACCCCCAAAGGGCUCUGAGCGGUGUACAAGGCCAUAUGGGCAAUAAAACAACAGUAAUUAAAUGAUGUGUCAAUCUAGAGUGCAAUGUGACUAGCAAGUAACAGAAACGCAAAGCACUCUCUGGCCAAUAAACUUUUGAAAAAUAAUCCUAAUAGUAUUGUUUCUUAUCAAUCUUUAUAUUAUUUUUUAAAUGGCUGUAAGCUCUUACCAACUAUUACAAAUAAUAUCACCACAAUAUCAACAUGCCUUAUAUACACCUUAAUACAUCUAUACAAGCGGAUAACUGCACAACCAACUCACAAAUCACUGGUGUGGUCCGAGGUUCACUUUUCUUUUCUUUUGAAAUGGAGCCAACACUCAAGCCCUUCGGGGAUGAGGCGGCCUAUAAAUCCAACCAAUAAAUAAAUCAAUAAAUCUCCCUUCAAACCGGGAGACCUCUUGGUAGCAACUUGUAAUCCUCUUUAGAAGUCCUUUAACGCGUGUCCAUUCAGCAAACUUGAAAUAAUAAGAUGCAAAACCAGUAGCUAAAGCUUGAGUCCAGAUUCCCAACGCCUAUUGUAGCUGAAAUGCUGUUAGUAGGCACUAUAUUUUUAUUAUUUAAUAGAGUCCCAUAUAUGUUGGACCAGUACAAAUAUUAGGAAACUACUGAAGAAGUUAUGAUGAAAAUGCUUAUAACAAUGCACAGAGAGUUCUGAUAUUUCAGAGGACUCCCUCUGAUAUUGUGGUGAUAUUAUUUAUAAUAGUUGGUAAGACCUUGCAGCCAUUUAAAAAAUAAUAUA
Sphaerodactylus townsendi is the source of this 1949-nucleotide messenger RNA. RefSeq names its product chromodomain helicase DNA binding protein 1 like (gene CHD1L). Gene Ontology annotation, biological process: DNA repair; chromatin remodeling. Lineage: Eukaryota; Metazoa; Chordata; Lepidosauria; Squamata; Sphaerodactylidae. The coding region runs from base 1 to 855 and encodes 284 amino acids. Gene Ontology annotation, cellular component: nucleus. The record is from RefSeq and is a predicted model, not a curated record. The transcript has 9 exons. Gene Ontology annotation, molecular function: ATP-dependent chromatin remodeler activity; DNA helicase activity; ATP binding.